GAAAGCCCUAGGGCCAGCGAGCCGGAGAGCCAGCGGCGGGCGCUCGCCCCGCGCCUCCCCUCCACCCCCAUCGCGCGCCUCGUCCGCUUCUCCACUCCGCCUGGCCAGGACCCCGCUCGGUCCCCGCGCGGCCACAGACCCCGGCUCCGGGCUAGCGCAGGCAGCGCCCCCUCACCCCCCGGGACUCUCCCGACGCGCCGCCGCGUCCCCAGACAAAGGCUUGGCCGGCGGCCCCGGCCCGCUGCGCCCUCUGCUCCCCGCCUCCCCGGCUGGCCGCUCGCUCUUCGCCCCCGCGCCUGGCUCGGCUCGGCGCGUCCCGGCCCGCUGCAAAGUUUCCCCCCCACACCCCCCAGCGGCGGCGGCUGCUGAGCCUCGCGUCAGCGAUGGCCGCGGAGCUGAGCAUGGGGCCAGAGCUGCCCACCAGCCCGCUGGCCAUGGAGUACGUCAACGACUUCGAUCUGCUCAAGUUCGACGUGAAGAAGGAGCCGCUGGGACGUACGGAGCGUCCCGGCCGGCCCUGUACGCGCCUGCAGCCCGCAGGCUCGGUGUCCUCCACCCCGCUCAGCACACCGUGUAGCUCGGUGCCUUCGUCGCCCAGCUUCAGCCCCACCGAGCAGAAGACGCACCUCGAGGACCUGUACUGGAUGGCGAGCAGCUAUCAGCAGAUGAACCCCGAAGCGCUCAACCUGACCCCGGAGGACGCGGUGGAGGCGCUUAUCGGCUCGCACCCCGUGCCACAGCCGCUGCCGACCUUCGACGGCUUCCGCGGGGCGCACCACCACCACCACCACCACCACCCGCAUCCGCACCACGGCUACCCCGGUGCCGGCGUGGCGCACGAUGAGCUGGGUCCCCACGCGCACCCGCACCAUCACCACCAUCACCAAGCGUCGCCACCGCCGUCCAGCGCCGCUAGUCCCGCGCAACAGCUGCCCACCAGUCACCCGGGGGGGCCGGGGCCGCACGCGGCGGCCGCAGCGACGGCGGCAGGUGGCAACGGCAGCGUGGAGGACCGCUUCUCCGACGACCAGCUGGUGUCCAUGUCGGUGCGUGAGCUGAACCGUCACCUGCGGGGCUUCACCAAGGACGAGGUGAUCCGCCUGAAGCAGAAGCGGCGGACCUUGAAGAACCGCGGCUACGCCCAGUCGUGCAGGUAUAAACGCGUCCAGCAGAAACACCACCUGGAGAACGAAAAGACGCAGCUCAUUCAGCAGGUGGAGCAGCUUAAGCAGGAGGUGUCCCGGCUGGCCCGCGAGAGAGACGCCUACAAGGUCAAGUGCGAGAAACUCGCCAACUCCGGCUUCAGGGAGGCGGGCUCCACCAGCGACAGCCCCUCCUCUCCAGAGUUCUUUCUGUGAGUUGUGACGGGUCCCGGGACCCCCCUCGCGCCCCUGCCCUUGCUUUGGCCCGGACUCCCUGUCCUGUGUGUCCCUUAGUCCUGGACCCUGUCCUUGCCAUGGCCCCAACCUUGACCUGUUUGACUCAGCGAGCAAGCGAGAGGCAGGAAGGACGCGCGGGCCGCGGGCGACGGGCGGGUGC
Messenger RNA from Jaculus jaculus (lesser Egyptian jerboa), 1539 nucleotides. It is a transcript of the gene Mafb, whose product is annotated as MAF bZIP transcription factor B. The transcript has a single exon. Gene Ontology annotation, cellular component: nucleus. Gene Ontology annotation, biological process: regulation of transcription by RNA polymerase II; regulation of myeloid cell differentiation. Bases 384 to 1358 code for a protein of 324 amino acids. Gene Ontology annotation, molecular function: RNA polymerase II cis-regulatory region sequence-specific DNA binding; DNA-binding transcription factor activity, RNA polymerase II-specific. The record is from RefSeq and is a predicted model, not a curated record. Lineage: Eukaryota; Metazoa; Chordata; Mammalia; Rodentia; Dipodidae.